UUUGACUGGACAUAGUUAAGUUUUAUUUCUUGACAAAACAACAAGUAAAAUGAAGUUUCUAGUAGUUUUGGCAUUAUUUGCAGUUUUAGCUGUGGCUGCAGCAAGAAGCCCUCCAAGACCAUAUCCAAUUGAGGAUAAGCGAAUUGGAGAGAGUAAGUCCGAAGAAAGUUCUGAUGAAAGCUCUGAAGAAGAUAUUGCAAGAAUCGACGAACAGAGACCAAAUCCUCCAGAAGGACCCCAUCCUACCGGUCAAAGAAAGCCACAUCAUGGUCCUUCACAACAACCAGGACAGGAACCAGAAGAAGGACGUCGUCCUCCACAUGAACACCGACCAAGCCAUGGACAUCAAAAGCCAGGACAGGGUCAACAACCUGGAGAGGGUGAACAACCAGGAGAGGGACAACAACCGGGUGAAGGACAGGAACAAGGACAGGACCAACAACCUGCUGAGGGACAGGAACAAGGACAGGACCAACAACCUGCUGAGGGACAGGAACAAGGACAGGAUCAACAACCUGGUGAGGGACAGGACACACAACCAGGUGAGGGACAGGAACAAGGACAGGACCAACAACCUGCUGAGGGACAGGAACAAGGACAAGACCAACAACCUGGACAGGACCAACAACCUGCUGAGGGACAGGAACAAGGACAGGAUCAACAACCUGGACAGGAUCAACAACCUGCUGAGGGACAGGAACAAGGUCAAGAACAACAAUCUGCUGACGGACAAGAAGCAGUACAAGGAGAGGCACAAUAAACAAACAAAGUCAUUCUUAGAAUACUUUUUUUGAUUUCCAAUUCAUAUAAUGAAUGAUUUAUUAAAUUGUCCAUAAAAAAAGAUUCCAAUAUCCUUUCUUUGCAAAUUAUAAUAAAAUAAUUAUAUUGAUUUAGCUUUAAA
Molecule: messenger RNA, 901 nt
Organism: Episyrphus balteatus (marmalade hoverfly)
Lineage: Eukaryota; Metazoa; Arthropoda; Insecta; Diptera; Syrphidae
Exons: 2
Coding region: 50-760 (236 amino acids)
Source: RefSeq, a predicted model, not a curated record